AUUUAUAUCAGAUUAUUCAAUAUGAAGGUCCUCCAAUGUGUUCUGCUUGGCUUGAUGUCGGCUGGUAUUGCCACCGCUCAGCCGGUCAAGCGAGAGGCUGAGGUUGAUAUUGAGAGCUAUCCUUAUGACUUUGGCUUCCUCCCCGAGGAGAAGACAAAGCGUGAGGUCGACAUUGAAUCCUAUCCUUACGAUUUCGGAUUCCUCCCUGAAGACAAGAAGCGCUCUGAGAAGCGCGAGGUGGACAUUGAAUCAUAUCCCUAUGAUUUUGGGUUCCUCCCCGAAGAAAAGAAACGCUCGGAAAAGCGUGAGGUGGAUAUUGAAUCGUAUCCUUAUGAUUUUGGGUUCCUUCCUGAGGACAAGAAGCGCUCCGAGAAGCGCGAGGUGGACAUUGAGUCUUACCCUUAUGACUUUGGCUUCUUGCCCGAGGAUAAAUAACGAAUAUAAGUUAUAUGUGACAUGAUCAUCUAGAACUAGUUUCUCUAUACCAAGGCAGUAUUUUAUUCGGUU
Messenger RNA from Penicilliopsis zonata CBS 506.65, 507 nucleotides. RefSeq lists its product as hypothetical. The record is from RefSeq and is a predicted model, not a curated record. The transcript has 11 exons. Bases 22 to 435 code for a protein of 137 amino acids. NCBI's taxonomy places the organism in Eukaryota, Fungi, Ascomycota, Eurotiomycetes, Eurotiales, Aspergillaceae.